AUGGUCCUAAAUCAGGACUUAGAGCGUUUGUCUAGAGAGAAAACGCUCGGCAGUGUCUGUGCGUGGGGUGGGGAUGGGGGACAGGUUCCGGGAGAAGGGCAAAAGCUAGCGGCGCGGGCGGUCUCCUCGGGGAAGCCGUCCCACCUGCUGCCUGGGAGCCCGCCGGGGAGGGGCCGCAGCCACGCGCCCGCGCGCCCACCCCGCCCCUGCCCGCAGCGCGGCCCCGCCAGCCGGGAGUUCCCGCGAGCUGCCCCGCGCCCCAGGCGCGUGGGGGGCCGUUCGGUUGGAGGCAGGGAACAGCCGGGGCACCAAAAUAGGAGCCGCUUGUGGGCUGGAGCUGCACUAGCAGGCAGCCUCCGCCGCGCCUCUUCCAAAGAUGGUCAGAGGGUCCGGAGGCGCCCCCGCCCCCGCUCGCCGCUAGCCCGCUGGCCCGCAGCGCGACCCGGAGCCGCCGCCGGAGCCAUGGCUCUAAAAGGACAAGAAGAUUAUAUUUACCUUUUCAAGGAUUCGACGCAUCCAGUGGAUUUUCUGGAUGCAUUCAAAACAUUUUACUUGGAUGGAUUAUUUACUGAUAUUACCCUUCAGUGUCCUUCAGGCAUAAUCUUCCAUUGUCACCGAGCUGUUUUAGCUGCUUGCAGCAAUUAUUUUAAAGCAAUGUUCACAGCUGACAUGAAAGAAAAAUUUAAAAAUAAAAUAAAAAUCUCUGGCAUACAACAUGAUAUCUUGGAAGGCCUUGUAAAUUAUGCAUACACGUCCCAAAUUGAGAUAACUAAAAGAAAUGUUCAAAGCCUGCUUGAAGCAGCAGAUCUGCUACAAUUCCUUUCGGUAAAGAAAGCAUGUGAGCAGUUUUUGGUAAGGCACUUGGAUAUUGAUAAUUGUAUUGGAAUGCACUCCUUUGCAGAAUUUCACGUGUGUCCAGAACUAGAGAAGGAAUCUCGAAGAAUUCUAUGCUCAAGGUUUAAGGAAGUAUGGCAACAAGAAGAAUUUCUGGAAAUCAGCCUUGAAAAGUUUCUCUUUAUCUUGUCCAGAAAGAAUCUCAGUGUUUGGAAAGAAGAAGCUGUCAUAGAGCCAGUUAUCAAGUGGACUGCUCAUGAUGUAGAAAAUCGAAUUGAAUGCCUGUAUAAUCUACUAAGCUAUAUCAACAUAGAUAUAGAUCCAGUGUAUUUAAAAACAGCUUUGGGCCUUCAAAGAAGCUGCCUGUUAACCGAAAAUAAGAUCCGAUCUCUCAUAUACAAUGCUUUGAAUCCCAUGCAUAAAGAGAUUUCUCAGAGGUCCACAGCCACAAUGUAUAUCAUUGGAGGCUAUUACUGGCAUCCUUUAUCAGAGGUGCAUGUAUGGGAUCCUUUGACAAAUGUUUGGAUCCAGGGAGCAGAAAUACCAGAUUAUACUAGGGAGAGCUAUGGUGUUACAUGUUUGGGACCCAAUAUUUAUGUAACCGGGGGUUACAGAACGGAUAACAUAGAAGCUCUUGACACAGUGUGGAUCUAUAACAGUGAAAGUGAUGAAUGGACAGAAGGCUUGCCAAUGCUCAAUGCCAGGUAUUACCACUGUGCAGUCACCUUGGGUGGCUGUGUCUAUGCUUUAGGUGGUUACAGAAAAGGGGCUCCAGCAGAAGAGGCCGAGUUCUAUGAUCCAUUAAAAGAGAAAUGGAUUCCUAUUGCAAACAUGAUUAAAGGCGUGGGAAAUGCUACUGCCUGUGUCUUACAUGAAGUUAUCUACGUCAUUGGCGGCCACUGCGGAUACAGAGGAAGCUGCACCUAUGACAAGGUCCAGAGCUACAAUUCAGAUAUCAAUGAAUGGAGCCUCAUCACCUCCAGUCCACAUCCAGAAUAUGGAUUGUGUUCAGUUCCAUUUGAAAAUAAGCUCUAUCUAGUUGGUGGACAAACUACAAUCACAGAAUGCUAUGACCCUGAACAGAAUGAAUGGAGAGAGAUCGCUCCCAUGAUGGAAAGGAGGAUGGAGUGUGGUGCCGUCAUCAUGAAUGGAUGUAUUUAUGUCACUGGGGGGUAUUCCUACUCAAAGGGGACAUAUCUUCAGAGCAUUGAGAAAUAUGAUCCAGAUCUUAAUAAGUGGGAAAUCGUGGGUAAUCUUCCAAGUGCCAUGCGGUCCCAUGGGUGUGUUUGUGUGUAUAAUGUUUGAUUAAGUCCAUAGAAAUGACCAAGUAAUCACUGUUUCAGGGUGUAG
Messenger RNA from Physeter macrocephalus (sperm whale), 2184 nucleotides. RefSeq names its product kelch like family member 23 (gene KLHL23). Bases 1 to 2139 code for a protein of 712 amino acids. NCBI's taxonomy places the organism in Eukaryota, Metazoa, Chordata, Mammalia, Artiodactyla, Physeteridae. The record is from RefSeq and is a predicted model, not a curated record. Gene Ontology annotation, molecular function: protein binding. The transcript has 4 exons.